AUGCUAGAAUCGAUCGGUGCUUCAAUUGAACAUGUUCGAUCGAUAUUAUCAUCAAAAUCAUCAAAGAAUGAAUGUUCCUUUAAAUUAAAUAAUAUUAAUACUGAUGCAUUAAAAGAUUUAAUUUGUUUAUUAAGUGAAUUUAACAAUGUAUCUAUAUUAGUUCACACAGGAACUCGUCCGUCUUUACAUUUGGCUUAUAUUUGUGUUAAUAAACUUGAACAUCAUCUACAUGGAACUGAUGUUGAUAAAGAAGGUGAAAUGAUUUGUAUCGAUGAUCGUCAUGAAGGUACCGAUUUCUUUCGAAAACGUCUUAUUCAAUUAUUAAAAUCUAAGGUUACAUUCGAUGAAAAACAUCUUGCAGCAGCUGUUCUUCAUCCUCUUUACAGAAAAUUAUCAUUCACCACCAAGAUUACAUCAACAGCAUUUCACAACAAAUUCCUAACCUUUAAAGAAAAACAUAAGUCUAUGGAAGAUCAGUUUGCCGAUCUUGAUGAUAAUAAUAGUUGUGAAGGUAAUUCAACACCAACAACAACAAUUAACAAUGAUGAGCUUGAAAAAUAUUUACGAAUGAAUAUCGACAAUGUUUAUAAACAGCCAAAUCCACGACCAUUUUGGCGUGAUCAUGAAAAUAAAUUCCCUGGUUUAGCUUUACUUGCUCGUCGUCUGUUCUCUAUUCCGGUAAUAUCAGCCGGAGUAGAGCAACAAUUCUCUUCUGCUGGUUUAACAAUCAGUGAACGUCGUUCCUCGCUUGAUCCAGAUACUGUAAACGACAUUCUUUUCGUCAGAUCUGUACAAACUCUGCUUGAAUCGAAACCAGACUAUUUUUCUAAAUAA
Molecule: messenger RNA, 834 nt
Organism: Rotaria sp. Silwood2
Lineage: Eukaryota; Metazoa; Rotifera; Eurotatoria; Philodinida; Philodinidae
Source: the annotation of a GenBank genome assembly